Molecule: messenger RNA, 2370 nt
Organism: Sporisorium graminicola
Lineage: Eukaryota; Fungi; Basidiomycota; Ustilaginomycetes; Ustilaginales; Ustilaginaceae
Exons: 1
Coding region: 1-2370 (789 amino acids)
Biological process (GO): regulation of Golgi organization
Cellular component (GO): cytosol
Source: RefSeq, a predicted model, not a curated record
AUGACUUCAAUAGGAACGAGCCGACCUCAGCUCAAGUCCAAGUUCAGCGAGACAUACACCGCCCUUCUGGAAGGCAAGCAGCCUUGGUUUCAGGACAGCGCUUCGAAUUCGAACUCAACCUCGUCGUUCGGAAACGAUGCUUCCGCUCGUCCAGCCGUCUCGCGCUCCAAGUCGACGGGCAAGUCCAACACAGGUCCUCGCUCACGCUACUUUGCCGAUCUGCUCUGCCUCCCGGUCGAGACACGCUUCGUCGCCCAGCAGCUCGACGCUAUCCCGCCAGAGACACUGCUCGACGACGAUUCACACAGCAAGGGCGCGCACAUCACUGACAACAUCGGAUCGCUAUGGAGGGAAGCCAUCCGCGUCUGGCGCGAGAGCGACGAGGACGAGGUGCGCAGAAGAAACGCGGUUGAUACCUUGGUAGCCCUCUCAUACCCCAUCCUCAACAAGCGCUUCUCGAACUACUCGUUCGAUAUCAUCACCAUCUUUGCCGGCGGCAUGGACGAAGCAGAUGAUGUUUUUACGCUGCUUGUCGAUUCGAUCGAUGAUACUCUCCGCGGAGGCGAUCUGGCAAGAGUGCGGAUCCCUUCGUCCGCUCGUGAUCCAGAUGACGACCGAGAGCAGGACCUUGCGCAGGCAAAGGCGAGAGAGUGGAUCGAUGCACAGGUGCAACAUCGCGCUCUACAAUUAGGUCUCUUGUGGCUGUCCUGCGUGGCCCAAACCUCGCUUGCAGCCUACUUUCUACGCCGCGACCUCUUUGUCACCGCUUCCACGUUCAUCUCGACUCCAGCGGGCUCGAGAUAUGCGUACGAAGGCGCCGUCUUUCUUGGCCUUCUCGCUACCAUUGGUCAGGGCGCAGCUGGCGGCGUGUCGCUCAAUGUCAGCACCUCGAAUCCCUACGCCCGCCGCUUCCGAGAUUGGGUCGACGAAGAUUGCAUGGCCAAGAUCCUGGUCGCGGCCUCGGCGGCCAUGGAUCAAAAUGUCCAACUGUAUCGAGAGGUGGUCGACGACUCGCCUCCGACUCUGGCAGGCAGCAUCGCCGGAAUCGCCAGCAUGCGUUGGGUCUCGGGCCUCGCUGAACUCGUUUCUUCGCCCACGACUCCUACAACUUCCGCGGCUCCACAUCGACGUUCCUCAGUGGCAUCCACUUUGAUCGGCGACUUUUCGCACCUGCCUUCGCCCAGCUGCGUCAUUCUCCUUCCGCUCUUCCUCCUCUCCAGAUCCAAUCAAGCGUUCACUUCGCUUAUUGUGGAUGUUGUCGAACCGGCAAACCCUCAAGACAUUUCAUCCCAGACGGUUCAAGGUGAUGCACGUGUCAGAGCUCGCAACGAGUCGUUCUGCCACCUGGUUUCGUUGGCAUCGUACCUCGCUACGCAUGCUUCUGUCUCGCCGCGUUCCGCCUCGUACUCGCGCAUCUCUCUUCUGUGCCUCCUCGUUCUUCUGUACGACCCUCGCGGUAGUCGCAACAUGCUAGCCGACACCAGCCAGUCUGCCCGCAUACUCCAAAGCGUCCGGCUCUGUCGUCAACGCGAGCCCGCCCUCGCUCUGCCGCGCACCAAGCGCACUCGACUCGUCACCGCCGUGCUGGACGCAGCCACGUGCUCGUUGCGCUACAACCUUAGCAAGCGCAUCGACACGGCCUCAUACCUGAUCAGCUUGAAGCUCAUCCAGCGUGUCGUGACGCUGUGCUCCGAUGAGUGUAUCCAGUUGGAAUACGACUGGCGGGAUUGCUGGAGUGCCGUGUUGGCGCUUGCAUCGUUCCUGGCUGCGCGAUUCUCGGAGAUCCGCUCGAGUCGCGAUCUAAGUGAGCUGAUCAAGGCGUUGAUGGCGACGCUGAAUACGAUCUUGCUGAAUUCCGACCGCUUUUUGGCGUCUACCAACGAGAUUAACCAUUACAUCUACGAGAUCGUGCGCUGUGCUGCGACGCUGCGCAAGAACGUGUUGCUGCUGGAUCAGCCCAGUAGAGAAGCGAGCACCGACGUCCAGCUCGGCGAUGCCUCUGCUCUACCCACCCCGCCAAAGCUUUACACUCAGGUGCCUGGGUGGAAGAACCUCGAACGCAUCAUCCAAGCCGUCGAGGGCAAGAUCGCCGAAUGGGCCAAUGCCAAAUCAAGCUCCAGGAAGAACAAAACCCCAGACAUCACCACCAUCAUCAAACUCAUCGCCAGCAUCGACCGCGAACACCUCCUCGCCGGCGCCACCGAAGACAGCCACAAGUCGAGCAGCAUCAGAAACGGAUCCGCGCCACUCGGUCCAACGGGAAUCAUGCACCACGACCUCGAAUGGCUCGAUCGCAUCCAGGAACAGUGUCUGCCCGAAUUCGUGCGGCAUGCCUGCGCAGACGUCUUGCGCAUUUUGCCCGUUUACUGA